UCUCUCUCUCCCUCCCCAGUGCCUCUGAGCCUCCAGUGCAGUUCAGAGUUUCAGAGCAACGCAGGAUGAGAUGCAGGACAGAGUCACUUUCACAUCAUGGAGAAGUUCUAGCGCCAGAAACCAGAAGCCAGAAACCACCGGAAGCCUCUUAAGAUAAAGGGAGACGAGCUGAAAUUUUGGCAGCAUGGGCAACUACCCUGGGAAAGAGCGGCAUGGAUCCACAGGUACCGCUGAUGCGUUUCAGACACCUUCCACAUCUCCGUCGUCUCCUCUCUCUCCUGUUUCACCUGGAAACGCCCAACCUUUCUCAAGCCCCACCCACCCGGACCUUAACCUCUCCCCUGAGAGAACACCCUCCCCCACCACGGCCGGCCCAGUUGACUGUCUGUCAUCAGACGGAGUUGGAUAUAAAAACCGAAACGCCCCUGUGGCUCUCAGAAAGCCCAGUGACGGUCCUAUAAUCCCCUGCAAGCGGAGGCAGAAUUCAACAUCCACCUCACCUGUGCAGGUGGAGCCGCCCCUGAGUGGGCGGGCCGGUGAAGCCGGGGUGGAGCAGGGCCUUCUGCAUGAGUGUGUGGUUUCCUUGGGGCUCUGUGUGACAGACGAGAAGACACACACACUAUCGGAUUUGCUGCGGUGCCUUCUGACUGAGAGAGAGCAGAUGAAGGACGAGCUGAAGAGUCUGAAGGAAAAACUGCAGACAGAGCGUACCGAGUGGCUGCAGUUCCAGUCUGACCUGCAGGUGGCGCUGGUGGUGGCCGACCGGCUGAGAACCGAAGCCGAAGAAGAACUGAGCGCGCUCCGAGAGGCGCGGGAGGACUGGGAGAGGAAGCUGACCGACUCCCAGCAGGGCCAGCGAGAGGUCGAAGGUCAAGUGGAGCGCCUAAAAGCAGAGCUCAUGCAAAGCAAACAAAGACUCAGCCAAAGGACAGAGACUCCAAGCCAGCAGGGGGCGACAGAAGGGUGUGUAAGGAACACAAUGGAGAGACGGGGGGAUGAGCAAAGGACAGGAGAGGAAAAGAGAAAAGAGAAAGAGGCAGGAACUACAGAAAAGCUAAAAAAGCAGUCAGCGUCCCCCGCCAGCCUAGUAAAUGGUACAUCCCAGACGUCUUUAGCACCCAUCCCAAACCCUGUGAAGAAAACCACUCCAUCCAGAGAGAGGAAUGUGGACCUGCCUGAUAACCUGAUUAAUUUAUACAAAGAUAAAAAGGAGGACAAUCCAUCUUUACACCCGUCUCCUGUUAUAGACCUUUCUCCAAACAAAACGAGCAAGAUAAAGCCUCAGGAGGACUUCAGUAAGCUGCUCAGGCUUCACGGCGGAUCCAAACGCAACUCGCUCCUGCGCUGGAGUCAGAACCGAACCAGCGGAUACAAGAACAUCGAGAUCACGAACUUCAGCAGUAGCUGGAUGGACGGCUUGGCUUUCUGUGCCGUGUACCAUAGUUACCUCCCAUCACACAUUCCCUACAACACGCUCAGGCCGGAGAACAAGAAAGAAAACCUCUUGCUGGCAUUUCAGACAGGAGAGAGUCUGGGAAUCGCCGCGUCACUGGUCAGUUUUCGCAACGAUCCGAUGUACACGCUGAAUCCCGAGCUCGUAACGAGGCCUAUUUUUCAACCUGUGUUUCCUUUAAGACCGCAGACGAGAUGAUGAAGUCCGAAGGCCCCGACUGGCAAAGGGUUCUGGGAUACGUGGAGAGCAUAUACCGCCACUUUGAGAUGUGACCUCUUUGGAAGGUUUUAGAAUUCUCCUCCUGGUUUUUCUGGAGCUCUGGCGUCGUUUGAAAACCGUUCCAAACUUCUCGUCGGACAUCAGCGAGAUCGGUUCCACGAGCUGGCUUCGCGUUUGAGCUCCACCGUGUGGAGAAAGAAAGAAAAACAAACGGAAAUGGAGAUCAGUCAUGAGUGCUAGUGGAUCCCAAAAAAGCCAGUGAUAUUGUGAUGCAAAUUAGUAAUGGGAAAUGUUUGGGUUUUGUUUUUGGUUUGUUUUUAACAUUGAUUUAAAAAGAGGAACAUUUAACUUGAGCAUAUAAUGAAAGAAUUGCGCUAGUGUUGCACUUGGGAGCGUGCUGUUAUAGGAAAAUAAUCCGCGACGGAUAGGCGUGAUGAAGCCGGAUUAACGUUAUCACACCGCAGUCGAUUCUUUUCCUGGAACAGCAAGUCCCACAGUGUUUUAUUCCUCUCGAUCCACAGCAUUUUUCCACCAAAUACCAAUUUUAGUUAUUACAAAAUGACACAUCAGACUAUUUUUUUUGCUUCUUAUAGCUACGUUUAAUGGCGUGGAUCGUCCAGGAAGCAAGUUCACUCCUGUCAUCACUUACGUUAUAGCAGCUACAGACAGUCGUUUCUUCACCAGCCUCUCGGUUCCUCCUCUCUUUUACAGUCCUUCCCGACUGCCCCGACCCCGGAGACUCCGCCCCAUAAAUAUCAAAUACACCUUAUAUAUCUCCUUGCGGAAAACUUCACCACAUCGUAUAACGAUUGCAGACUUUUCCACCCGUUUAACAAGGUUUUGUUUUUGCUGGGUUUUUACGACCGAUCUAGGGCGAUGUGAUUAAAAAUCGUAAGUUCGCAAUUGUUUUUGUUGUUGUUGUUUAGCAUGUAAAAAUCAAAAACAAGUAUUUUACAAGGAAUGAUUGGACAAUUUGUGUGUUCGGGGGUCACCCUAUAAGCUACUUGUCAACAGUGGAAUCGGUUACUAUUUAAAAAAGCAAAUAAAUACUUAUAAUAAUAAAUGCAAAAUUGUCUGUAAAAUAUCCUGUGACAUCGCGUAGCCCGAUGCUCAUACGUCGUCACAUCGCUCCCGCCGAGUGCGAAGGCUAGGAACAGAUAUAACGGAUGCAAAUCCGCAGAUAUUCACAAAGACAAAUACAGGUGCUCAUACGGCGUCACGUCAAAAACAAACAUUAGCUAGGUUAAAUCGUUAACGUGUGUUUACAAACGUUAGCGCGGUCCUGCGUUUAGAUACCAUGCUAUCUGAUCAUUAACACCAUCAGCAUCUGUUUAGCUACUCAAGUGUAACUUAAACCCCACCCUUGCUGACUCGGAGGCACCUGUGACUUGGCCAAAUCAGCCAUUUCUGGCCUGGACUCUGUGUUAAAGCUUGCAUUUGGAAGUAGUGAGGUUACUGUGAGUCACUCGAUAAGAUAUGAGCACUGAUAAGCGUCUUCGAGUAUCGACAAGUCUAGGAUUUCGGUCAGGACUGUGUGUUGUUGUUAACGCACUCUUCUUCGCUAAGAGUGCCGCUAUUGGACUGGUUUCACUGAAACAGCUCUCAAUGACCACAAUAUUGUUUUUUUUUGUUUUUUUUUUGCAGUUAUAAAGAUCUCCAAACUUUUGUUCAUGUACAGCUUUCGUAGCAUCCAAUGUGUGGAACGUGGACUUCAGAAUAAUGGCAUGUCUUACUUUUGUGAGCUUCACAAACAAACAAACAAACAAAUAAAUAAAUAAAAUCACCAGCAUUACUGCUGACAGUGUGCUGAACUCCAACACUCGUGUAUUAACAAAUACCAUAACGUGACUGUUAAAGUGCCUUUCAUGUGAUGUAUAUAUUAAAACUUCAGUCUUGUGCCAAAGUCAAUAACAUUUAUUAAUAAAGAAAUAUUUUCAUUA
Molecule: messenger RNA, 3612 nt
Organism: Ictalurus punctatus (channel catfish)
Lineage: Eukaryota; Metazoa; Chordata; Actinopteri; Siluriformes; Ictaluridae
Product: cytospin-A
Exons: 12
Coding region: 185-1651 (488 amino acids)
Molecular function (GO): protein binding
Source: RefSeq, a predicted model, not a curated record